ACUUCUCCAUUGUACCCCUUACCUCCAUAUCAUUCUUCAAUCAAAAACUAAAUCCACCAAAAAAACAAAAAAGAAGAAAAGAAAAGAAAGAACAAUGGCAAUAAAGAGAUCGAGCAAAGCAACGUUGUCUCAAACAGCAUCUAUCAAGCAAAUGGUAAAGAGAUGCUCGAGUCUAAGAAAGAUGAAGAACCAAGAAGAUGAUCUUCCUCAAGACGUGCCAAAAGGUCAUUUUCCGGUUUACGUUGGACAGAACCGAAGUCGGUACAUCGUUCCCAUUUCUUGGCUCGACCACUCCGAGUUCCAAACUUUGCUCCGCCUAGCUGAGGAAGAGUUUGGGUUUGACCAUGAUAUGGGUAUAACCUUGCCUUGUGAUGAAGUCUUCUUCAGGUCUCUUAUCUCCAUGUUUAGAUAAAGCUCGAUCUUCUUAGAUUCAUGAAGAUAAAUCCAAAAACAAGAAACAAACAAGUCAGUUUUAAGGAUUUUCUGAUUAAGACGGAAGAACAUGGCUAAGAAGCUUCGUUAGGCAUUAUUAACCCGUUUGGGUUUUUUUCAUCCUUUUUCUUAAACUAAAUUUGUUAGUAAUCUUAAUAUUUUGUA
Camelina sativa (false flax) is the source of this 597-nucleotide messenger RNA. RefSeq names its product protein SMALL AUXIN UP-REGULATED RNA 10. Gene Ontology annotation, biological process: response to auxin. NCBI's taxonomy places the organism in Eukaryota, Viridiplantae, Streptophyta, Magnoliopsida, Brassicales, Brassicaceae. The record is from RefSeq and is a predicted model, not a curated record.